ACCAACCAAGACUUCGUCUUACAGGCAUUGCAUCGAGUGACGAGAACAACACGACAAGCAGGACACUGGGGGAACGCGAGUCGCUUGUUACUAAGCAAAGCAACACGCACGCAGGCAAGCGCCGCCCUCUCAAAGUGGAGGUUGGAGGGACGAGCGCCGCGCAUCACGUGCACACGUGGCGAUUUCUUCGCAAGCUUCCAAAGUGCUCGCGAUGGAAGGUUAGUCCCUUCUCUGCCUUUCUCUUACAGUCUACACACGCAACAGAGGCAAUCUUCGAAAUGAGCACAACAGCAUCCGCACCCGCCGACAAGGCCAGCGCCAUCGCCGGACAGGGCGCCGCCGCGCCAGAGAUUCUCUGGGCGCAGCGCUCGUCCGAGGACGAGCCCGAGAAGAACGUCGUCAUGGUGACGAUCAACGUGCCCAACCUGCCGCCUGCGCCUGCCACGAAGCUCGAUCUGCACGAGGACGGCUUCAAGUUUGCCGCCAAGGUCGGCGACCAGGCCAAGGGCAUCGCCGAGCGGUCGUACGCCUUCGACCUGGACCUGUUUGACAAGAUCGACGUCGAGAACAGCAAGGUGUCGCAGUCUUCCAAGAGCAUGUACCUGCUGCUGCGCAAGAAGGAGGCCAAGCUCGAGUACUGGCCUCGGCUCAGCAAGGAAAAGGUCCGGCUGCACAACGUCAAGACGGACUUUGACAAGUGGGUCGACGAGGACGAGCAGUCGGGCAACCUCGAUGACUUUGGAGGCAUGGGUGACGGUGGCAUGGGCGGCAUGGACCCCUCGCUGGCCGGUAUGGGUGCUGGCGGCAUGGGUGGCAUGGGUGGCAUGGGCGGCAUGGGCGGCGCGGGGGGGAUGGACCUCCAGGCAAUGCUGCAGCAGAUGCAGGCUGGCGGCGGCGCAGGCGGCAUGGGCGGCAUGCCCGACCUGUCUGCCAUGGCCGGCGGCGCAGACGACGAUGAGGACAGCGACGACGAUGAGGGCGAUGACGAGGCAGCAGCAGCAGAGGCGCCCUCGUCGGCCGUCGAGACCGGUGACCAGGCCGCGGCAGCAAAGGCCAAGGACGUCGAGAACGUCGACUAAUCGUCAUUCUCUCUUUGCACCAAGUUUACUUCAGAUGGGAUCAAAGGAGGGUUUCUCCAUGUAACGUAGCAUAUGAUCCAAGAGAGGAUCUCCACAAGUUGGACUACCAAAAAGCUAUCUAUUUUUCCACACCCAAAAAAACAACGAAACGUCUCUUUCAUCAAUUGUUCUUCCUAGAUCUCGCUUGUGCCUCCUUGAGCAUGCGCUCUUUAACACCUUUUGCAAUCGGCCAGUUUGUGAGAAGCACGUCU
This is a messenger RNA of Acaromyces ingoldii, 1330 nucleotides long. Its product is annotated as HSP20-like chaperone. NCBI's taxonomy places the organism in Eukaryota, Fungi, Basidiomycota, Exobasidiomycetes, Exobasidiales, Cryptobasidiaceae. Bases 279 to 1079 code for a protein of 266 amino acids. Gene Ontology annotation, biological process: chaperone-mediated protein complex assembly; protein folding. The record is from RefSeq and is a predicted model, not a curated record. The transcript has 3 exons. Gene Ontology annotation, molecular function: Hsp90 protein binding; protein-folding chaperone binding. Gene Ontology annotation, cellular component: cytosol; nucleus.